Messenger RNA from Numida meleagris (helmeted guineafowl), 1362 nucleotides. It is a transcript of the gene LMX1A, whose product is annotated as LIM homeobox transcription factor 1 alpha. NCBI's taxonomy places the organism in Eukaryota, Metazoa, Chordata, Aves, Galliformes, Numididae. Gene Ontology annotation, molecular function: DNA-binding transcription factor activity, RNA polymerase II-specific; RNA polymerase II transcription regulatory region sequence-specific DNA binding. The record is from RefSeq and is a predicted model, not a curated record. Gene Ontology annotation, biological process: neuron differentiation; regulation of transcription by RNA polymerase II. Gene Ontology annotation, cellular component: nucleus. The transcript has 8 exons. The coding region runs from base 26 to 1168 and encodes 380 amino acids.
CCCUCGCCCGGCCCGGCUCCUCACCAUGCUGGACGGCUUGAAGAUGGAGGAGACUUUGCAGAGCGCCCUGGACCCCACCGUCCCCUUCUCCUCGCUGCUGGGCAGAGCCGCGACGCCCCGCUCCGUGUGCGAGGGGUGCCAGCGGGUCAUCGCCGACCGCUUCCUCCUGCGCCUCAACGACAGCCUGUGGCACGAGCGCUGCGUGCAGUGCACGUCGUGCAAGGAGCCCCUGCACACCACCUGCUUCUACCGCGACAAGAAGCUCUACUGCAAGCUGGACUACGAGAAGUUGUUCGCAGUGAAGUGCGCCGGGUGCCUGGAGAGCAUCGCGCCCAGCGAGCUGGUGAUGCGAGCCCAGCAGAGCGUCUACCACCUGCGCUGCUUCUGCUGCUGCGUCUGCGAGCGGCGGCUGCAGAAGGGCGACGAGUUCGUGCUGAAGGAAGGGCAGCUGCUCUGUAAGGGCGACUACGAGAAGGAGCGUGAGCUGCUGAGCUUGGUGAGCCCGGCUCUGUCGGAUUCCGGUAAAAGUGACGAUGAAGACAGCGUCUGCAAAAUGGGCCCAGCCUCAGCAAAGGGAGCCGAGGAGGGGAAGGACCACAAGCGGCCCAAGCGCCCGCGCACCAUCCUGACCACACAGCAGCGCAGGGCCUUCAAGGCUUCCUUUGAGGUCUCCUCCAAGCCCUGCAGGAAGGUGCGGGAGACACUGGCAGCUGAGACAGGGCUGAGCGUACGCGUGGUGCAGGUCUGGUUCCAGAACCAGAGAGCGAAGAUGAAGAAGCUGGCCAGGAGGCAGCAGCAGCAGCAGCAGGACCAGCAGAACACGCAGCGCCUGAGCUCUGCCCAGCCGAACAGCAGUGGCCCCGGGGGGCUGGAGGGGCUUAUGAAUCCCUACACUGCUCUGCCCCCCCCACAGCAGCUCCUGGGCAUGGAGCAAGUCUACAGCUCCGACCCCUUCCGGCAAGGGCUCACCCCCCCGCAGAUGCCUGGAGACCACAUGCACCCCUAUGGUGCUGAACCCCUCUUCCAUGACAUGGACAGCGAUGAUACCUCACUGAGCAACCUGGGUGACUGCUUCCUUGCCACAGCGGAUGCAGGGCCACUGCAGACAAGGGCGGGGAACCCCAUCGACCACCUGUACUCCAUGCAGAGCUCCUACUUCACCUCCUGAGCGUGGCAGGGCCCUGCAACGGGACGCUGUCCCGCAACAUUUUGCAGCUCGGGAUGCCCAGGGACCCAAUGAGUUUUGGGUUGCAUAGUUUCAUGUUUCUCUUAGGAUCCUAGGGUUAGGGGCAGGCUGGGCAGCUGGCAGGUUGGAAUCAGGUUGCCGUGCAGAUGUAGAAGCCUGGAGAUGUCUCCCCAGGA